AUGCGUGCUCGAAUGGCUCCUUCGAGCUCCUCUGCAACUCAAUCCAAUCAUGUAACAGUCAAUCCAGUGGAUACCUACAACAUCCACCUUGCGGUGACUGGUACCUGCGAUAAAUACCCAGCUAAACAGCACGCUCGCAAAGUCGCCCAACGACUCGGCGCUUCGAAUGGGUUGAUCUUUCUCGCGGGUCAGCCCACGAUAAAUUGGCGCGAUUCGGAUCAAGGGCGCCCAUUUCGACAGCGACGAUACUUCUAUUAUCUUAGUGGAGUGGACGAGGCCGACUGCUUCUUAACCUACGAUAUCGAAUCGGACCUAUUGACGCUCUACGUACCGGAUUUUGACCUCCACCGUGCCAUUUGGAUGGGACCGACCCUUUCGCGAGAAGAAGCUCAAGAUAAAUACGAUGUGGAUCGCGUCCGGUACCAUGCAUCGCUCCAGGAGGGACUACAAUCGUGGCUAGGCAGGCGGUCCUCGGAUAGCUCGCUCUACCUGAUCCAUGAAUCAGAGAAACCCGAAUAUCUUCCGGCCGAUCUCCCAGUCGACCUCGAAAAACUCAGGCCUGCUAUGAACGCAGCCCGCGGGGUGAAGGAUGAGUACGAGAUUCGAAUGAUCCGUCAGGCGAACAAUAUCUCGGGGCUUGCCCACCGAAAGGUCUUGGAGCGUAUCCGGACCAUGUCGAAUGAGUCAGAAAUUGAAGGGCUAUUUCUGGACACCUGUGUUUCGCAUGGUGCGCGAAACCAGGCGUAUGAGAUCAUUGCGCCGUCCGGACCCAAUGCGGCCGUUCUGCACUACGUCCGGAAUAAUGAAUCUCUGCACAAAAAACCUCUUGUGCUGCUUGAUGCCGGCGCCGAGUGGAACUGCUACGCCAGUGACAUUACGCGGACGUUCCCCUUGACUGGCGACUGGUCCAACCCUUAUGUUCGAGAUAUUUACCAAUUGGUGGAACGAAUGCAGGAAGAAUGCAUCAGGCUGAUCCGGCGAGGUACUCGCUUCCUGUCCCUGCAUGACUUGGCCCACGAGAUCGCAAUUGACGGUCUUCUGGCCCUUGGCGUACUCAAGGCCGGCACGGUCGCCGAGAUUCGCCGGUCUGGUGUUUCCAAGGUCUUCUUCCCACACGGCCUGGGCCACCAUGUCGGACUCGAGGUCCAUGAUGUGUCGGAAUCCUCCAUCAUGGCCAUGCAUCCAUUCUUCGAUCAUGGACAUUAUGCCCCGGUCGUGAACUCCAGCACCUGCCUUUCACCCUGUACACUGUCGGCUCCGCUUCUGGAAGAGGGGAUGGUGAUCACAGUCGAGCCCGGGAUCUAUUUCUCGUUCCUGGCUCUGCAAAGUGCGCGCAAGCAGGAGUAUGCGCAAUUUAUUGAUUUUGAUGUUGCAGAGAAGUAUAUCCCCAUUGGCGGAGUGCGCAUCGAGGAUGAUAUCCUGGUGACUGCCACCGGCAACGAGAAUCUCACCACUGCGCCGAAGGGGGAGGAAAUGCUGGCGCUUAUCCGAGGGUCUUGGUAG
Penicillium alfredii is the source of this 1503-nucleotide messenger RNA. Its product is annotated as aminopeptidase P family protein. Gene Ontology annotation, molecular function: metalloaminopeptidase activity; manganese ion binding. The record is from RefSeq and is a predicted model, not a curated record. Bases 1 to 1503 code for a protein of 500 amino acids. NCBI's taxonomy places the organism in Eukaryota, Fungi, Ascomycota, Eurotiomycetes, Eurotiales, Aspergillaceae. The transcript has 2 exons.